UCCCCAGUAAACCUGGAGUCAUACACCAAGAGCUUCAAGCACUCAGACCUCCAACAGCAUGACACUGCAAGUUACUCCUAUAUGUCUCAAAAAGUCAAAGAUCCAGAGCGAUUGCUGGGGGAGAUAUCCUUUCAGUUGGAUCGUCGGAUCCUGUCCUAUAUUUUCCAGGGCCAGGCCAGACUCUAUGGGUUCACUGUGCUUAAUCUACGGGACAAGAUUGUGCAGGUUUCCACACACCCUCUGACAGGGAAGGUGGACGAGGGCUACCGACUCCAGCUGUCCCAGCGGCACAUCGAGCUGAUGGACAGGCUGAACCAGCUGGGCUACAGUACCAUUCUCCAUCCACCCUUCACAGAGUUCAUCAUCAACACCUAUGGCAUAUUGAAGCAGAGGCCUGACUCCUAUAGCACCCAGGAGUUGGGCUACAACAGCCCAGACUUCCUGAGGAGAGUAGUGAUCAACGCGAGCCCUUCCAAGCUACUGAAGGACAUGCUGCUGCUGCUCAAUUGCCUCUGCUAUAUGUCCAGGCUGGACGGCAAGCCCCUCUUCCUCUGGUAGAUAAGCUGGGUCCACUUCCGGUCCAGGGUGUUAUGGCUGGCUGAUGAUAAGCUUUUUGCAAACCACUAGAACCGGAGCAGAGAAGUCCGAUGUCAUUUGGCUUUUUACGCAAUAAACAAAUGAGUCAAACUUGCUCUU
Messenger RNA from Esox lucius (northern pike), 696 nucleotides. RefSeq names its product speriolin-like protein. The transcript has 4 exons. Bases 82 to 558 code for a protein of 158 amino acids. NCBI's taxonomy places the organism in Eukaryota, Metazoa, Chordata, Actinopteri, Esociformes, Esocidae. The record is from RefSeq and is a predicted model, not a curated record.